Quercus robur (English oak) is the source of this 664-nucleotide messenger RNA. RefSeq lists its product as uncharacterized. The transcript is spliced from 3 exons. The record is from RefSeq and is a predicted model, not a curated record. Bases 115 to 450 code for a protein of 111 amino acids. NCBI's taxonomy places the organism in Eukaryota, Viridiplantae, Streptophyta, Magnoliopsida, Fagales, Fagaceae.
UGGUAUAAAUACAAACCCCCUGACACAACUCUCGUCCCUUUUGAUUUUGCUCUCUCUCGGUGGCUAGGCUUUUGGCGCAACUCUCUGAGUCUCCCCACCCCACAUCAGAGAAAAAUGUAUCAGUCUGAGCUACGCCUUCAAUGCAUGUCCCUCGUCCUUUUGGUUGUACUUGUCCCUCAUCUUCUAUCUGAUGCUCGGCCUCUGAAUCCAAGCAUGGAGGUGGAGGGGAAGAAAAAGCAAUCCUUAUCCAGUUCAACUUUUGAGGAACCGGUCAAAGAGCAAGAUGUAGCCAAUAAAGGAGAGAUUCCAGCUAUGUAUUCCCCUCCUUCCCACAUCGGAGAUGAGAUGAGUACUGCUGGACAGAGGGAUCAUGGUGGUAAAUAUGUCUCACUUGAUCAGAAAGGUCCAGUCCCACCUUCUGAGGCCAAUCCUAUCACACAUGGGCCAUGAAUGCUAUUUGCAACCCUUGAUGAGCUGAGUUGGUGUUCAAAAAACUUGUUGCUGUAAUUAAUGUUGCUUAAGGGGCUACUCGGUAAAAGCCAAGACUUUUAGUAAUGUUAUUUUUAGUUUUUGAAUUAAAAUACAUGCUGGUAAAAAGAUGUGUGAAAAUACAUAUAAAAAUGUUUAAAUACUGAAAACGGUUGUUUAAAAAAUAAUAACAAAC